AUGGACGAAGACGUUGUGCGGGCCAGGCUCGAGCUGGGCGAGAAGCCGCAGCUGACCAACAUUGUCAAGCGCUACUUUCUCCUCGCCAAGUCGCUCAAGGCAGAGCCUGUCGAUGCGGACGAGGUGGAGCGGACGGCGAGCGCGCUGCUGCGCGACUUGGAGACGUAUGCGCUGGACAUGGGCCGGAGCAGGGCUCUGCACGGCCGUGCGGCAGCUCAGCACGAGCUGUACGAGAAGGCGCUGGAGGGCAUCCGCGCCGCAGAGCUCGCAGUCGCCGACGACGUCGCCACCCUGCAGGACCGCCUCGCGGCCGAGAGGGUUAAGCGGCGCAACAACGAGGAGUACGACAUGCUCGCCUCCAAGAUCUCCGAGUUCCCCAAGCGUUCAGACUCGCUGGCGGCCCUGGACAACGUCCGCUCGCGUCUCGACGCCCUCGACGCCGCCGAGCACGCCCUCGCCGCCAAGAAGAGCCGACGGACAAAGCAGUUCUCCCUCCUCCUCUUUGCAAUCAACGAGCUCCAGCGCGAGCUUGCUGCCGAGCCAGACGCCAACUCGGACACUGACGUCAGCCUGGCUACCGACGCCACCGCGUCCGUCUAA
Thecamonas trahens ATCC 50062 is the source of this 600-nucleotide messenger RNA. RefSeq lists its product as uncharacterized. The record is from RefSeq and is a predicted model, not a curated record. The transcript has a single exon. Lineage: Eukaryota; Apusomonadida; Apusomonadidae. Gene Ontology annotation, cellular component: THO complex part of transcription export complex. Bases 1 to 600 code for a protein of 199 amino acids. Gene Ontology annotation, biological process: mRNA processing.